GUUUUUCUGAUUCAGAAUUGUCAAAUGAGGAAGUAAGGCAACAACUUCAUGAUGCUUUGCAGGAAGUAGAAGUACUACGAAUUGAGCUUGAAGCAUCACAAAAACAACUUGAGGGGAAAAGGGAAGCACUUAAAAUUCUCCAAAAUAUGGCAAUAUUUGGUAGAGCUACUAGACAUACCAAAGAAAUACUUCAAAAAUCAGAAGAACAGAAAAAAUCUUUGGAAAAGGAAAUAAAUACCCUGCAAUGGGAAAUUGAAUUUGAUCAUGAUAGAUUUAAAACUAUAGAGGAAUCUUGGGCCCAAAAAUAUGACAGAAUAUACUGUGAAAAUUCAAUCCUUAAGGAAACUUUGAAAUUAAGAACAGAAGAAGUUAAAAGGCUUAAGUCUGAAAAUGCAA
Messenger RNA from Gracilinanus agilis (Agile Gracile Mouse Opossum), 396 nucleotides. Its product is annotated as coiled-coil domain-containing protein 125-like. The record is from RefSeq and is a predicted model, not a curated record. The annotation marks the transcript as partial. Lineage: Eukaryota; Metazoa; Chordata; Mammalia; Didelphimorphia; Didelphidae. Gene Ontology annotation, cellular component: cytoplasm. Gene Ontology annotation, biological process: negative regulation of cell motility; negative regulation of Rho protein signal transduction. The transcript is spliced from 5 exons.